UCUACCUCUCUGUUGUUUCUGGCAUCUGUAGCUGUGCAAAGGCGAAACUCGUUUGGAUCAUGUCAGGCAAGGAAAAUUUUCCCCUUUCACCAUGCUCCCGACAGACUGGGAAACAAGCUGGUACCGAUCCUAGGGUCUCCCCACCUUGGGCCUGGGAGUUACAACAGUGAAGAGAGGAGUACCAUAGUAUAUGCCUUGACUCAUAAACCAGAAAGCAUCAAAGGUUAUAUACUAGGAGCAAGAACAUCCCCACGUUUUCCACCAGACUGCAAGACUGUGACUCCUGGCCCUGGAACACAUCAGCCAUCAUGGGGCAAAGAUCAAAAGUUCCAGCCUGCAUACGCCCCAUUUUCCAUCAAGUCGUCACGAUUUCCGCAGAAGGCACUGGAUAGAGAGCUUUUCCCUGGACCUGGAACCUAUAAAGCAGACAAGCUGCCACAUAAGAAAAUCACUUGGCCUAUGAAGUUUGGGUCUCCAGAUUGGUCUUUAGUACCAAUGCUAGAGAAGAGGACUCUAAGAACAGAGUUGAUCACAGAUAAAGAAUUCAGGAAAUAUCGGAAUCGACUGGCCUACUUGAGCUUAUACUACAGCUGAAUAGUUCUUCUCAUCAGAGCCUGUCUUAUCCUGUCCAGUUAAGUGUCUCAAUUCUGUUUUUAGCUCCACCAAAAAUUGGGGUGGAUCACUGGUUCUGCAGAACUGGCCAAUGUUUACAUUAGUGCUUGAUUAGUGUCUUUUCAUUAAAAAAAUACAGUGUUAUCUUUAGAACAUUCUUUAGUGUCAGGGUAUGUGGCCACUGUGCAGGGGCUGAGUUUAAAUGACAUGUGGCUUUUGGUGCUAGUGGGUUUGAGUCUUUACUUCCUUGGGUCUUGCACUGUAACUAGCAGUAGUGCAAGGUGGGUGUAAAAUGCUAGCAAAUCAGAAUGUGCAGGAAUAAGCAAAGUAGUGGAGGAUAAAGCCUCAGAAAGUCCACAGUUUACGAACGGGAUGUGUUCCAAAAGUUCAUUUGUAAGUCGGUUGUUUGGAACUUGGAACACAUAGUCCCAUAGAAACAAUGUUAUGAAUGGUGUUAGGUUCCCAGGCUGGCCCACAAAAGCCUACUUCAACUCAUAAUGUAGCUGAAAGAUUGUAUAUUUGCAAUAAAAAUAGUGAAAUAGUGUUUUUUAUUUAACCUUGAAUGCUGGUGCUUGAGGAAAGACAGGCUUAGAAGAGGAUGAGAAGGUAGGUGGAGAUUAUAAAGGGCAUUCCCCGGCUGCCACUCUUCUACCCCCCACAGGCUGUCCACCAGUUCCUGUAGCCAGCCCCCUCUCCUGGCUGUCCCCCACUGGGCUGUAUCCAGACCCCACUCACUAGGAGUGGGCGAGCAGUCUGAACGCAGGCCAGAGGGCUCUGGAGGAGCAGAGAGUGGCUGUGUAGGCAGCUGGAGAGAAGUGGCAGUUUUCCCUUCAAAGCGCUGCUUCUCUCCAACCUUUGGCUGUGCAACUGCACCCUGCUACUCUGGAGUCCUGCAGCCAGCAUUUGCCCCUCCUUGCCAUCACCUGUGCCUCUUGCCUGUUUCCUGAGGCUGCAGGUGAGCUUUUGUUUGUGUGUGCGGGAUGUUUGUGAGUCGGAUGUUUGUAGCUUGGGGAGUGCCUGAAGCAGUAUUGCUGGCCUGUGUUUCCAGCCACCACUGGGGGUCAUGUUCACCUAACAAACUUGAGAGUCCUCCUUCCACAGAUUGAAAUCAGUAGGAGACGGCUCCUAAAUGCCUUCGAGGUUCCAGGCCAUACCAUUUGUAGCUCAUUCAGAGAGAUUGGGAUGGAAAGCAGAUGCUGCCAGAAGGUAACUGGCUGUGGAUCGAGAAAAUCUGAUUAGAGUUAAUGAAAAAUAGAAGGGUUUUUCUCUAGCAGUGUCCUGCAUAUUGGAGGCCCCUAAAAUGCCAGCUGCCCCAGGGCAUAUCUACAAUACAAGACAGAAUUCAUGGUGUUUAUAAGUGUUUCAGGGAGAGUUAGGGAGGGGUUAAAGAUGCAGUGUUUGUCCAUUUCCUGUAUGAUUUCUUCCCAUUCCUUUGCAUACUUGCAAGGCUCUCGAAAAAUAAAUGCAUUUUUAAACUAGUAAUUCCACCACUAGAAUGAUCCUCCAAAACUGAUCUCCCCCUCCCCCCUUCUAGCCAUAAGCUCUCCUGCCCUUUGCCCAAAAGAAAUCAAUAAAAACUGAUAAAAAUAAAAAUAAUAAUCCGGUCCCAGGAAGGUAAAAUUGGCAGAAGUUCCAGAGACUUUGUUAUUGCUACUGAUUUUCCAUGGAAGUGCUUAGAGGGACAAGUAUAAAACCCUGCAAUGGGUAGAUAAUUUCCAUGCUAGGCCUGUGGUACUUUCUGCAGACACUGAAAUACAAGGAAAUCCCUUAUCAUUCUAAAGCUAUAGCUCUGAACACAGAUGCUUUAGCGGCAAUUGCUAAUAUUUCAUUAGCAAACUGUUAAUGGUCCUCAUCGUAACUGUGUUUCCUCUUAUUACAAAAAAAAGCAAGUAGUCCUGUGGCACCUUAGAGACUAACAAAAAUAGAUAUAUUGUAUCACCAACUUUCAUGGGCACAACCUACCUCUUCAGCUGAGUGGAGCAAAAGGCACAGAAACCCCAACAUUUAAAGCAGAAAAAGAAGGGAGAGGGGAAGGGGAGAAAAAACAGAAACCCCAACAUUUAAAGCAGAAAAAGAAGGGAGAGGGGAAGGGGAGAAAAAACAUGUGUCAAUUAUAAUAUCCGUGCUAAAUGAGGCUGCUUUAAAUGUUGGGGUUUCUGUGCCUUAUGCUCCAC
Messenger RNA from Pelodiscus sinensis (Chinese soft-shelled turtle), 2786 nucleotides. The record is from RefSeq and is a predicted model, not a curated record. Lineage: Eukaryota; Metazoa; Chordata; Testudines; Trionychidae.